Myiozetetes cayanensis is the source of this 1125-nucleotide messenger RNA. It is a transcript of the gene LRRC10B, whose product is annotated as leucine rich repeat containing 10B. Bases 1 to 858 code for a protein of 285 amino acids. Gene Ontology annotation, molecular function: protein binding. The transcript has a single exon. Lineage: Eukaryota; Metazoa; Chordata; Aves; Passeriformes; Tyrannidae. The record is from RefSeq and is a predicted model, not a curated record.
AUGGGAAGUGGCGGCUCCUCGGGGCGCGGGGCCCCCGUGGCGGCCGCCGAGGGCCCCGACGGCACCGAGCAGCGGCUAGAGGUGCGGAGCCGGCAGGUGCCGGCCGCGCUGUGGGCUGAACCGGGGCUGCGGAAGCUCUACCUGAGCGACGCGGGGCUGCAGGAGAUCCCGGAGGAGCUCGGGGAGCUGCGGCACCUCCGCACCCUCGCUCUGGACGGCAACGAGCUGAUGGAGGUGCCCGAGGCCGUGUGCGACCUGCCCCGGCUGGCUCACCUGUACCUGGGCCGCAACGGGCUCCAAGGGCUGCCUCCCGCCUUCUCCCAGCUCCAGAGCCUGCGCUGCCUCUGGAUAGAGGGGAAUUUCCUGGCGCGCUUCCCCCGCGCCCUCCUGCACCUUCCCGAGCUCCGCAGCCUCCAGCUGGGGGACAACCGGCUGUCCCAGCUCCCCGCGGGGCUGCCCCGCAUGGCGGGACUGCGCGGGCUCUGGCUCUACGGGAACCGCUUCCAGGAAUUCCCGCCCGUGCUGCUGCGCAUGGAGGGCAUCCGCGUCCUCGACCUGGAUCGCAACCGCGUCUCCCGCUUCCCGGACCUCACCGGCCUGGGCGCCCUGCGCCUGCUCUCCUACGACCACAACCCGGUUCAGCAGCCGCCGCCGGUCGGGGAUGAGGUCUGGCUGGUGGGGGACGGGGCGCAGGAAUACAUGGAAGCGCGGCAGGAGCGGCUGCGGAGCCUUCAGCUCCAGCAGGAGGAGGAGGAGGAGGAGGAAGGAGCCGAGGCCGCUCCGGUGCCCGCCGAGGACGGGCCACAGGACGGGGAGCAGGAAUUUGAGGCCCUGACGGGCUCCCAGGAGGAAACGUGAGGGACGUGGGACCUCCACCUGCCUCCCAAGGAAUUCUCAGUUCGGGCUGGGAAAGCAGGAAGCUCACAGCCUCCACGUGGAAAAAUCGGUAGUCCGAGGAUCGGCAUCUCCCAGCUGGGACAGCAAGGAGCUGCCUCCUGGAUCUCAUGGAUCGCUAUCUGGAUCCACGAGCCCACCCGGGAGCAUCCCAGGGUAUCUUGGAUCUGGGAUACAGCCCCCUGCCUGAGGGGUGACCCCACAGACCCUCCUACCCAGUCUCAGUGUCCC